Paraglomus occultum is the source of this 223-nucleotide messenger RNA. The record is from the annotation of a GenBank genome assembly. Lineage: Eukaryota; Fungi; Glomeromycota; Glomeromycetes; Paraglomerales; Paraglomeraceae.
ACCUAAAAGCCAUAUUGACAUCAAGAACAUUGAUCCAGUCUUUGCAUUGCCACUCGUUACUCUACUUCUGCCAUGGAAGAUCUUCCACAGUGGUUCCAACCACGACUCUGGUCUUUCAACAAAAUGUGACCGCCACAUCAACUCAAAUACAGAAUAUGAAAAUGACAGUAUUAAAUAUGGCAUGCCUUACUUCCUUGUUAUAAAAUGGGUAACUUGGGUCUAA